GUUUGGGGGUUAGAGGUUGGCUUCAACACAAAGGAACAAGCGGCUGAGAAGACGGUAAGAAGCGAAGAACCAAUCACGGCGGCAGCCCGGCGAUAAAAGGGUUUGCGAAGGGACCCGGGGAGGGGAGAGCUCGCAGGAAACGGCUUCGGCUCCUUCAGCUUCGGCUUGGGCAGAGGGGAGAAAAGGCAACGACGAGACUCCCGCUGUUGGGGGGUGGAAAAGGGGACGGGACAGCCAGACGGACGGAGCAUAUGGUGUUGCAAGAGCUCUGUCUGAGCCACCUCCUCGAGGAACAGCAGCCCACCAACUUCAAGCUCAGGAUUAAAUAGACAGAGGAGGGGAAGGAACCAUGUUCCAGGCCACGGGAGCUGCCAGCCCAGCUUCAACUCACGAGGGAAAGAACAGCUCAGGAGGCAGCACCGUGCAGCGCUCCAAGUCCUUCAGCCUGAAGGCACAAGUGAAGGAGUUGUGCACCGCCUGCCAGAAAACCGUCUACCCCAUGGAGCGGCUGGUGGCAGAUAAGUUUGUCUUCCACAACACCUGCUUCUGCUGCAAGCACUGCCACACCAAGCUCAGCCUGGGCACCUAUGCAGCUCUCCAUGGGGAAUUCUACUGCAAGCCCCACUUCCAGCAGCUCUUCAAGAGUAAAGGCAACUACGAUGAGGGCUUCGGGCGCAAGCAGCACAAGGAGCUGUGGGUGCACAAGGAGGUGGAGAGCGGGACCAAGACGGCGUGAGCGAGGCCAAGCACCCUACCUACCUCCCUGGAGCUCAGCAGAGAUGGGAUGAAGCAGUGCUGAGCCGGGGCCUAACUGAGCUGAUGUAAAGCAAAGGCUGAGCUUGAGCCUGGGGGGCAGUUUCAGGCCUGCCAAUUAUGGAAAAGAUGAUCUGGGGCCUAGAAGUUUCAGCAGAGCUGCCAGCUCCCACCACACCAAUCCUGGUGUGUCCUUGGUCUACAUCAGCUCAGUUGGCAUUGUUCAGCCUUAAGGAUCUUGCCCUGUGACUGUUUAACAGUGUCUUGUCUUUUUGAUAUUUGCCUUUGAUUGGUACGUUCUGUGCUGGAGCCGGGCACAGCAGCUUCAGCACCAUGCCACACGCUCUUUUAUUUUUGUAAUACAAGGUUGUGGAGCCUUCCCUGUCUUGUCUUAUAUUCUCCCAAGGUCCUGGGGAAGUGGAAUAGUGCACAGGUCUGCCUCUACUUGAGGGCAGGAAAGCUUUGCAGAGGGACCCGGCCAUGCUGGAGCCAUGGGAUGGGGGUAAUGGGAUGAGGUUGAACAAGGGCAAGGGCUGGGGCCUGCCCUUGGGCAUCCCCAAGCCCAGACAGCUCCAGGCUGGGGCAGAGGGGCUGGAAAGCUGCCUGGUGGCAAAGGACCUGGGGGUGUUGAUCAACAACCACCUGAACAUGAGCCAGCAGUGUGCCCAGGUGGGCAAGAAGGCCAGUGGUAUCCUGGCUUGGAUCAGCACUAGUGUGGCAGCAGGAGCAGGGCAGGGACUGUUCCCCUGCGCUGGGCCCUGGGGAGGCUGCAGCUCCAGGGCUGUGUUCAGUGCUGGGCCCCUCACUCGCUGCCAGAGGGACACUGAGGGGCUGGAGAGUGGCCAGAGCCAGGGAAGGGGCUGGA
Molecule: messenger RNA, 1618 nt
Organism: Colius striatus (speckled mousebird)
Lineage: Eukaryota; Metazoa; Chordata; Aves; Coliiformes; Coliidae
Product: LIM domain-containing protein 2-like
Exons: 5
Coding region: 350-736 (128 amino acids)
Biological process (GO): actin filament bundle assembly
Cellular component (GO): plasma membrane; actin cytoskeleton
Molecular function (GO): actin filament binding
Source: RefSeq, a predicted model, not a curated record